UGCAGAAUUGUUACAAAGAAGCUGUCAGGAAAAAGUCCAGAUCAAGUUAGGGUGUGAUUUUCUGCUGAUUGCAUUCACACGUGCACGAAUGUUACGAUGAGGUGGUGUGUUGCUGUCGUCCUGACGGUGCUGCAGCUCUGCAGCCCGGCGCUGCAGUCGGACCCUCUGCUCUACAUCUCACAGCUGCAGGACGGGCAGGAAACACCCAAGCCGUGGCUCAACCCCGCCCUGGAGGAAGUCGUUCCUUCUCGGGAAAUCACCAAGACCCCUGAAGUCCGAGACCCCCCAGCCUCUCUAACACCCUCAGACCCCAUGUUCGGUGAAUACACCAACCUCAAGUGGGUCACCUGGGACGGCUCCCUCCCCAACGGUGCCGUCGCCAUCUUCAACGGCUACACCGAACGCAACGACUACGUCUGCAAGGUCAACUGUGAGGCCGGCUUCUACACGCCCAGCAAAGGAGCGUUCUGCCAGUACCCGUACGCCGACACAGAGUACAGGUCCUCCAAGUUUGAAAUGCUGGUCAACGUGGACCACUUCGAGUUCCUGCAGUGGGUUGAAGAUUCGUACGGGUCGGUCCCUCAGUACUCUGUCAAAACCUGCCCCAACUCAGACAUCUACGUCGGCAAGAACAAGUACGGUCUUGGCAAAGUGGUGACCCAGCAUGAGGCCUUCUUCCUGCCCUACGAGGGGGAUGAGUACUGGUACAAGAGCUACCAGGUCCUGGCCAUCAACAGGGAGAGCUACAGCCAGCACAUCUCACAUGUGGAGUACGCCAUCGACCAGAUGGAGCUCUUCCACCACCCCCCAGAGGCCCUGAAGCUCGCCAAGGUCACCAACCUCGAGUGCAACAGUGUGCAGAAGACGGUGAGUCUGGACAAGACCAGCUCGGUGGAGAAGUCCUGGGACAUCGGCAGAGAGACCCGCAACGGCUCCGUCUCCACCAUGAAAGCCAAAGUUCCCAUCCUGGGCCCGGGGACGGUGGACUUCACCAAGGAGCAGACCGUCACCUUCUCCGAGGGGACGACCAUGGUGGAAUCCAUGAGUCACGCCGUCUCCGUGCAGCUGCUGGUCCCGCCAAACCACUCCUGCUCCGUGAGGAUGGACGGCAGGAAGAUGACCGCCGACAUCCCCUUCACCGGCCGGCUGAGCAGGACCAACUACAACGGGGACACCCACUGGACGUACAUCACGGGAACCUACGACGGCGUGAACGUCGGGGAGAUCAACGCCGUGGUGGAGAGGUGUCAGCCGGUGGCGGACGCUGAACCCUGUCCCCCAAAUCAAGACUGACGUACAAACUCAGAGCUCAAAACUCAAACAUGAGUGUUCAGAAAUAAAGAAACAUAAAAACAUUGAA
Messenger RNA from Notolabrus celidotus (New Zealand spotty), 1360 nucleotides. Its product is annotated as natterin-3-like. The record is from RefSeq and is a predicted model, not a curated record. The coding region runs from base 97 to 1293 and encodes 398 amino acids. NCBI's taxonomy places the organism in Eukaryota, Metazoa, Chordata, Actinopteri, Labriformes, Labridae. The transcript has 3 exons.